Nothoprocta perdicaria is the source of this 485-nucleotide messenger RNA. RefSeq names its product 2-oxoisovalerate dehydrogenase subunit alpha, mitochondrial-like. The annotation marks the transcript as partial. The record is from RefSeq and is a predicted model, not a curated record. Gene Ontology annotation, biological process: branched-chain amino acid catabolic process. The transcript has 3 exons. Gene Ontology annotation, molecular function: oxidoreductase activity, acting on the aldehyde or oxo group of donors, disulfide as acceptor. Lineage: Eukaryota; Metazoa; Chordata; Aves; Tinamiformes; Tinamidae.
CGGCGCGCGGCCCCGGCUACGGCCUCCUGUCCAUCCGCGUGGACGGCAACGACGUCUUCGCCGUGUACAACGCCACCAAGGAGGCGCGGCGGCGCGCCGUGGCCGAGAACCAGCCCUUCCUCAUCGAGGCCAUGACCUACCGCAUCGGCCACCACAGCACCAGCGACGACAGCUCCGCGUACCGCUCCGUGGACGAGGUCAACUACUGGGACAAGCAGGACCACCCCAUCUCGCGCCUGCGCCACUACAUGCUGGCGCGCGGCUGGUGGGACGAGGAGCAGGAGAAGAGCUGGAGGAAGAGCUCGCGGCGCAAGGUCAUGGAGGCGUUCGAGGAGGCCGAGCGGAGGCCCAAGCCCAGCCCGCGGCUGCUCUUCGCCGACGUGUACCAGGAGAUGCCGCCGCACCUGCAGCGGCAGCAGGCGGCCCUGGCGCGGCACCUGCGCCGCUACGGCGAGCACUACCCGCUGCAGCACUUCGAGCAAUAA